This is a messenger RNA of Pelobates fuscus (common spadefoot toad), 9615 nucleotides long. RefSeq names its product kielin cysteine rich BMP regulator (gene KCP). Gene Ontology annotation, molecular function: protein binding. The transcript has 54 exons. Gene Ontology annotation, biological process: positive regulation of BMP signaling pathway. Lineage: Eukaryota; Metazoa; Chordata; Amphibia; Anura; Pelobatidae. Bases 852 to 8000 code for a protein of 2382 amino acids. The record is from RefSeq and is a predicted model, not a curated record. Gene Ontology annotation, cellular component: extracellular region.
UGUAGCUAUUCUUCACUGGGACUGUUUGUUUUUUGCAAGUGACCCUUAUGUUGAGGAUGUCUAAAAGGACUUUCCCUUACUUUGCUCAUCAGGAGAUGGAUUCAGUGUCAGGCUACCAAUAGGAAGCAGCAUGCAGCUGUGUGCGUGUGUAUCACUUACAUGAACAGGACUCUGCUCUCAUUCUGUAUACAUACUAUAACUUUCUUGGCACAGGACCUCACAACGCCGCUCUGCAUGAACCUCCAGGUGCAUUUUAAACGUUCUGGAGCAGGAGAGGAAUCUCUAGCAUGUCAUCAUUCAGCAAUAUAGGAUAACUCAUGCUGACUUCUGCACAUCUCUAAGAACUCCCUGAAAUGCGUCCUGAUAAGUACUAUGCUGCCCUUUCAAUGAACUUUUUCUGCGCUGAAUACUAAGGGUGACUCUAAAAUCAGCCGUGACAUCAGACAGGACACUGGAAUGAGGGACCUUCUUGGCUUGGACACCAGCUCAAUCUGAAAACCACCUUUUUGGAAGCUGUUCAUAUUGCUUUGUUUCCCUGGUUUACAUUCUCAGAUUGCAAUGUAAACGUGUAGUUCUAUGAAGAAUCUCCCUGGAGUUACCCUCCUUUGUCAUUGAGUGUCUUCUCACUCAGUAGAAUUGUCCAAGGACAGAGUCCAUGCAGUGGUUCUUGCACUUCCUUUACUGUACAGUGUUUGACUUUGUAAUCUCUAUUUUUAUUUAUUAAGUGCAAUCCCAUGAAGUAUACCUCUAACAGACAGAGGAGUUAUGUUGCUAUCUACUGUAACAUAUCCCCCCUCUCAAUGUGCUGUGUAGGAUAAGCCUCUCUGGUUUGUGGCAGCACAUUAGUCAUCAUGCUAUCCUUGGUUUGGAAUCACCUCUGGUUACUUCUUCUCCCUACUUAUUCCCUCUGUCAGCAACUUGGGAGUCAUGAUGUAGAGCUGCCGUACUACGAUGAUAAUGUUAUUGAUCUUCUGGAAGCUUUGAAUGUAACACGUUCUAUCAAAGGUGUUACCAAAUCAAAAGGCCCAGAUCCAGAUACUCCAGCGUGGAAAUUUCGGCAACGUGUACCCCAUCUCACCCUACCCUGGGAUUACUCUGUAUAUCUACUCUCCAGUACACAAGGCUCUCUGGGCCUGCACUUUGUAGCCAAACAAGCUAAGAACAAUAAGGGAACACUGCUGGCCCUCCAGUCGCCAGCUGCCACCAAGAAAGAUGGGCAUCCACUUCUGCGUCUUGUCUCUGAUACCUCCGUUGACCAGUUGCGCUUGGAAUACCGCACCCCACAGGGCAUGGAGCCAGCCUCUUUGGUGCUUCCAGGGGGAUCACCUUUCACUGGCUCUCAGUGGGCCCGACUUGCACUAAACAUAGACAUUCAUAAGGUGACAAUCUUCCUAGAAUGUGAGGAGCCAGUGGUGUUUGGGAAAGAGGAAGAAGAGGAGUUAUUGAGUUUGAUUCUCCCCUUGGAUCUUCAGAUCAGCUUUGCAAGCACUCCAGGUGACAAAGAGAGCAAAUUCCUGGGUUACUGGCAGACUGCAGAAAUUUCCCCAACCGGAUUCACCCACAGACCAUGGCAUUGUGAGAACCUUUCAGACUCACCAACACUUCCUUACUCUUUGCCGCAAGAGAGGCAUGUUGAUGAAGAGGUGCAACGGGAACCCAGAGCUCCAGACAUAUCAGACAUAAAGUACUACCAGCAGCAGCAGAGUGAAGUCCCUCCUUCACGCCUAUCUCAAGAAGAUCGUCUUCAGAGACUGGAAGAAGUCAUACUUGGCUUAACCAGCAUGCUCGACAUGGUUAAAACUCAGAAUGCUGAUCUUCAGGUUAGAGUAAAGGCUCUAGAAAGCUGUGAAUGUCGCCGACCCUCAUGUUUCUGGGAAGGUCAAGAAUAUCAGGACAGUGAAACAUGGAGGAAAGACACAUGCAACAUAUGUGUAUGUGUGGGAGGAACUGUGACAUGCUCGCUACGCAAAGAUUGGCCACAGUGUCUUGGUUGUACCUAUGAGGGAAGAACUUAUAAUAACAAGGAAACUUUCUCUUUGGGUCCCUGUGCAUCAUGCAUCUGCCAGGAUGGGAAAGUGAAUUGCUCUGUGAAUGCUUGCCCACCCGCCGCCUGUGCUAACCCGGUGACACUUCCAGGUGAUUGCUGCCCUCAGUGUGUAAAAGACUGCUCUGAUGGUCGCAAGGAUGGCGAUACCUGGAAAUUAGAGCCAUGUGUUAGCUGUACCUGCCAGAGCGGACUUGUGAGGUGUACCAAUGAAGUUUGUGGUCAGGCACCAUGUGAGCAUCCAUUCACCCCUCGUGGGAAAUGCUGCCCAGAGUGUACCAGCUGCCGGUACCAAGGAAAGUUUCUGAAGAUUGGAGAAAGGUUUCAACCAGAUCAAUGUACCACAUGCACGUGCAUGAAUGGCACGGUGCAGUGUGAGAGAGAACGCUGUGCGGAGCUAUCCUGUGGAAAAAGAUACACUCCACCUGGAAAAUGCUGUCCUGUCUGUCAACAAGGCUGUGAGUACGAAGGUUUGACAUAUAAAAAUGGAGACUUUUUCCUGUCACAAAGCAACCCGUGUGUGAAUUGUUCUUGUUUGAAUAACCUAGUACGAUGCUUGCCAAUUCAAUGCCCUGUACUUCCAUGCACCAAACACAUUUCCACCCCAGGUCAAUGCUGCCCCAGUUGCGCAGUGUGUGAGUUUGAAGGGCGUCCAUUGUUACCUGGCAAGAAUUUGACUUCCACAGAUGGCUGUCUUCACUGCAAUUGUCAGGAUGGUGAAGUGAGGUGCACUGACUCUGUUCGUUGUCCACAUUCCUGUACUCACGGUGUCAAACGAGGUUCUUGCUGCUCAGAUUGUACAGCCUGUGACCUGCAUGGGGAUAUUAUUCCCAAUGGAGUCACAUUCCGAGGAAAUGGCAAUCCUUGUGAUAGCUGCGUGUGUCGGGAUGGUAGUGUACAUUGUGUACGAGUGACUUGUCCUGAGCUGAGUUGUACUCUGCAGGAGGAAGUUCCUGGUGAAUGUUGCAAGCGAUGUCAAGGCUGCAUUGAUGGUAUUUCCAGGCGCAAACACGGGGAAGAGUGGAAACCUCAGGGUGAACCAUGUCAAAGCUGCCGUUGUUUGGAGGGCAGCAUUCAAUGUAGAAAGCGUCAUUGUGCCUCUUUGUGUCGGAACCCAGUACCGGCCAAGCCAGGAACCUGCUGCCCUGUUUGUGAUGGUUGUUUGUAUCAUGGCCGCAGUUAUCUAAAUGGACAGGCUGUUAGAAGUUCUGACUCAUGCACCCGCUGUAUCUGCGAGAAUGGAAAUGUUCAGUGUGAUCCCAUACCAUGUCCCCCAACGAUGUGCAGAAAUCCUAUCCGAAAACCUGGGGAAUGCUGUCCUAGGUGCGAGGGCUGUGAAUUUAAUUCCCAGAUGUUCGCUGAAGGAGAGGUUUUCACUGCUGCCCAUGACCCUUGUCUGAGCUGUACAUGUUCGUCUGGGGAAGUGUCAUGUGAUCACCUGGACAGGCGAUGUCCCACUGCAAAGUGCAGUCACCCAGGAAAAGUAAAUGGACAGUGCUGCCCAAGCUGUGAAGUUUGUGACUUUGAGAGGAAAUUGUACUCUGACGGACAGACAUUCCGGCCCCCAGGACACAGUCCAUGUCUAAAAUGCACAUGCACGAAAGGGAAUGUGCGUUGUACAGAGGAGACCUGCCCUCCAAUAGCCUGUCCUAACCCGGUCAGAGACCCAGAUCAUUGUUGUCCAAUCUGCAAAAUCUGCGUUCAGGAUGGAGAAGAGUUUUUAGAAGGAGUGGAGUGGGAGCCAAAGAGUGACCCCUGCAGCACCUGUGCAUGUUUGAACGGAGACGCAGUGUGUGGAGUUAGCCAGUGCCCCCCAAUUGCAUGUCUUCAUCCAACUAGGAAUGAACGUGAAUGUUGUCCUGUUUGUGACACCUGCAGCUACAACCAGAGAGGGUACAACAAUGGACAGAUCUUCACAGAUCCCGAUAACCCGUGCCAGGAUUGUAUGUGCCAGGAUGGUACAGUCCAGUGCUCCCCUAUUGUGUGCCCGCCUGUAUUGUGCUCCAAUCCCGAGACGGAACCCGGGCAGUGUUGCGCCAAAUGCCCAGAGUGUUUGUACCAGGACCAGAUCUUCCUAGAAGGGGAGGAGUUUUCUAACCCAAGCAAUCCGUGCCAGGAGUGUGGGUGUCUGGAUGGGCAGGUGACAUGUAAAGACAGAGGUUGCCCAGGUCCUACGUGCUCCUAUCCACUGCCAGGCUCCUGCUGCAACAACAACUGUAAUGGCUGUAAUUAUGCUGGGAAGGAAUACCCUAACGGAGCCGAUUUUCCUCACCCCACCGAUAAGUGUAGGCAAUGUCAUUGCAUUAAUGGUAACGUACAGUGUCUGAUGCUGAGAUGCCCUCCUGUGCUCUGUGCUGAACCUUUUCCAGUUCCUGGGGAAUGCUGCCCUCAAUGUCCAGUGCCCCCAGCUGAUUGCCCAUACUCCGGGAUCACCUACAGACAUAUGCAACGAUUCUAUGAUCCUUCAGACAAAUGUCGUGACUGCAUCUGCAAUAAUGGCACUGUGACAUGUCAGAGGAAACCCUGUGCCCCUGUGCCCUGCUCACAUCCUCUGCAGGGAGAGUGCUGCCGUUCCUGUGAUGGAUGCCUUUUGUCAGGGAAAGAAUUGGCCAAUGGUGAACAGUUUACACAGCCAUCUGAACCCUGCUCUCUGUGCGUGUGCUGGGAAGGCAGUGUAAAAUGUCAACCAAAAACAUGCCCUGUCCUCCACUGCCCUUACCCAGCCUCUGGAAAAUGCUGCAAGGAGUGCCAAGACUGUCAGUACCUGGGUGAGGUGUACCUGAAUGGCCAGGAGUUUACUUCUCCACAAGAUUCAUGUAGCCGCUGUGUGUGUGCUGAUGGAUUUGUCACAUGUAGUAAGAAGCCGUGUUAUAAAGCUGGCUGCACUCACCCUAGCACCCCUCCAGGAAAAUGCUGCCCAACCUGUGAUGGGUGCAUAUAUAACGGAGUUGUUCUGAUAAGUGGUCAGACUAUUCCUGACCCGUCUAACCCAACUUGCUCUGAGUGUAGCUGCAGGACCGGGUCAGUGCAGUGUGCCCGCAAACUAUGCUCAUCCACUACAUGCCCACAUCCUGUGACUGGACCAUGUGACUGCCCCAUGUGCCAGGGUUGCCACUUCCAGGGCAAGAACUAUUUAGAUGGUGAUACUUUUAAAUCUGUGCAAAGUGAAUGUGAGCAAUGUCGCUGUAUGAGGGGUCAUGUCACCUGUACUCCCAAGUCCUGCAGUUUGGUGACCUGUACACAUCCUGCAGAGGACUCCUGUAUGUGUCCAGUGUGUGAUGGAUGCAACUACAAUGGGCGAGACUGUAUCAACGGAGAGAAGUUCCCAGACCCAGAGGAUGAAUGCAGCCACUGUAACUGCAAAAACGGUGAAGUGACAUGUGUAUCACUGCCUUGCCCUCGAGUGUCCUGUCUAUUCCCCAUAACACCCCCAGGAGAGUGCUGUCCACGCUGCACUGGAAUCUGCAAACACAAUGGGCGCACUUACCAGAAUGGCGACAGCUUCCAACUUCCAGGGGAUAUUUGUACCCAGUGUACUUGUCAGAAUGAAAUGGUGAAAUGCCAGCGUGUACCAUGUAUCCAAGAGUGUACACAUCCUGUCCCAAGUGCAUCAUACUCCUGCUGUCCCAUGUGCGACCGCUGUUUCUUCGAAGGCAAAGAAUUCAAUAAUCGACAAGCAUUUUCUUCCACGUUUGACCCAUGCCAGCGAUGUGUGUGUCUGGAUGGCAGUGUUACCUGCACCAGUGUGGUGUGUCCUACAUUGCUUUGUGCCAACCCGGUUGGAAAGCCUAGCCAAUGCUGUAAGGAGUGCCCAGUGUGCCGGUACCAAGGAAAAGAGUAUAGUGAGGGUGCCAACUGGGUGCCACCAACAGACCCAUGUCUGCAGUGUACAUGCUCAGGUGGAAACGUUCAGUGUGAGCCUCCCUCGUGCCCUUCUUUGCCCUGUACCCAGCAAGUGACUGAUCCUGGAGCAUGCUGCCCUCGGUGCAGGGGUUGUGUAUAUAAUGGCCGUGAGUACAGGGAUAACAGUAACUGGCUCUCCAGUGUGGAUCGCUGCAUGUCCUGCAUGUGUGUGGAUGGAGUGACAACCUGUUCCAAGCUUCAGUGUGUUACAUCUUGCAUUAAUCAGAUCACACUGCCCGGCGAAUGCUGUCCACUGUGUGCAGACUGUAUUGCUAAUGGUAAGGUAUAUGUUACCGGGGAGAGUUUUCACCCAGCACACGAUCCAUGCGAUAUCUGUACAUGUGAACGAUUGCCAGAUGGACGACAGUACAGACGUUGUAACAGGAAACAGUGCCCUAGCCUUCUGGACUGCCCUCUGAGCCACAUUCUUCCCCCUGCAUAUGGCCAGUGCUGUCCUACUUGUGCCCAAGCUCUCAGUAACUGCACAAACUCCAUAGUGGGCAAUGAAAUUCAGGCCACAGAUGAUCCCUGUUACACCUGCCAAUGCAAGGAUCUUACAUGGAUUUGUGUUCAUCAACCUUGUCCCAUCCUGAGCUGUCCACAUGCAGAGCAAGUCACUCGAUCUGGGUCUUGUUGCCCAUUCUGCAAAGAAUGUGUGGUUGAAGUUGAAGGAAGGCGGGUUCCUGAUGGAGAGACCUGGACAGACAGACAAGAUCCUUGUGUGACCUGCACUUGUACUCUGGGGCACGUUGAGUGUCAAAUAGAGGAGUGUCCUCCCUUGCAGUGUCAGCAGGGGGAGCAAAAGGUCAAGACACCCGGUACAUGUUGCCAUGUCUGUCAGGCUCCUGCUGUCUCCUGCUGGUACCAAGGCCGGAGGUUUCUCUCCAAUGAGCAUUGGCAGGUGGAUGAGUGCACGGCCUGCACCUGUGUAUCGGGGGAGGUGCACUGUCAUAGUGAGCGGUGUCCCCAAGUGUCCUGCACAGCUGAUGAAACUCCAGCUCUUAUCCCUGGAAUGUGCUGCCCACACUGCAUUCCUCGACCAGCCACUUGCAUUGCAUUCGGAGACCCUCACUACAGGACAUUUGAUGGCAAAAUGUACCACUUCCAAGGCAGCUGCACAUAUGUUCUGAGUGAGGAUUGUGAAGGAGGGGACUUCAGCAUCCAUGUGACAAACGAUGACCGUGGCCAGCGUGGUGUAUCCUGGACCAAGGAAGUAACUGUACUGAUUGGGGAUGCUGUGGUGCAUCUCUUACAGGAUUGGGUUGUGAUGGUGGACUAUCAGUCAGUAGAGCUGCCUUACCUGAAGGAACCUUAUAUUUACAUAGAGAGGAAAACAAACACCAUCCUUUUGAACAGUAACAUCGGUGUAAAGGUUCAGUGGAAUGGGCGAUCCCAUUUGGAGGUCAGUGUCCCUGGAACAUACCGAGAUCACCUGUGUGGUCUGUGUGGAAAUUUCAACAAUUAUCCACAGGAUGACCUGCGAGACCGGAGAGGACAGAUCCUGCUUUCAGAGGCAGCCUUUGGCAACAGCUGGAGGGUACAGAGUGAUAAUGACUCUGUCAGUGCGUGUUGGGAUGGGCAGGAUGUGGACCCUUGUAAGCAGGCUGGGUAUCGUGCCAGAAAAGAAGCCAAUGGACGUUGCAAGCUGCUGAAAUCCAGUGUAUUUGAGCCAUGUCAUCGAGUAGUUCCACCAGAGCUGUUCUUUGCUUCUUGUGUUUACGACCUGUGUGCCUGUGGAGCAGGAGAUGAGUGUUUGUGUGAUGCUCUAGAGGCCUACGCGUCGGAGUGCAGGGAGGCUGGUGUUAUCCUGCAGUGGAGAUCCCCAGCAUUAUGUGCUGUUGGCUGCCCACAUGACAGAGGUUAUGUAUUCGAUGAAUGUGGUCCCCCUUGUCCCAAGACCUGUUUUAAUAAGGAUGUACCACUUGGAAUCCUGGAAUCCCACUGCUUCAAGCCAUGUGUUCCAGGCUGCCAAUGUCCUGCCGGGCUGGUGGAACAUGAGUCUCACUGCGUUCCUCCUGAGUCCUGUCCCAAGAUUAUCCAUGGGAACCUGUGAGUUCAAGUACCCAAAGGACAAAAAGAUGUUGGCUGUUUAGGGUGAAUGUGUGCAUUCCCUACCACCGCCAGUAAGAUAUUUAUCCAUAGUCUGGCAAACAUCAAGGGUAUAUAUGGCUUGUCAGAUAUCUUAUUCUCAAUCCCAGUUGUGCACAUUUUAACACAUUCUUACAAAUCUAUUGCCAAUCUUUCUUUGAGCCUGAUCGAAUUAAACUUGGUUUUAGGUCCACCACUCUUUACGCAUUUGAGAACUUUUCGAGUGGUGUUCAUCCCUGAAGUGCAAGCCAAGUGCACAGCAGUAUGCCUUGCAUUUUCCCAUGUGAACCAGAGACAUUAAUAAUUACGGAAACCGGAGGCAAACUGCAAUAUCUGUCACUAGUUCAAAACAUAGAAAGUACAUGAACAUACCUUCCUUAUUUAUAACAAAAUGUUUGUAGGUCUCAUCGCUGUUCUUUAUGUUUACAAUAUUUUAAUCUGCAAUCUCAAGUUAUGUUAGUGGAAAAACACAAUUUUUUUUCUAUUGUAGCAAGUGAGGUAGUCUAGUUGAUUAUUGCACCAACUGUUUAAACAUUAUGUUUAUGGCUGACUUUUCCUACAAGGAUAAUGCAUCCUUUCAACUUUCUGAGCUUGACCAAACCUAAAUCAUUGAGUUGGGUAACAGUAAUCUUGUUGCUGAGGAAAACAAAAUAUAUUCUCAAUGAAUCUGUCCCUAUUUAAGCACUGUUGUUACUGUAUAGGUAAUAUUGCUUAUGACUGUAGUGCUUACCCAUGCAGUUCUCUCUGAUUACACAAUAUACUGCAUAUUCAUUAUUUCCAAAAAGAAGUACAAAUAAAUGAAGAUAUUAAUUUGAACUUAAGCAUGCGGGAUGAAUUGCGAGAAAACAAAAACGACAUAUUUUUUUUAAAACCGUGUUUCCAAGCAGCUUCAACUAGUGUAGGAUUUUUUUUUGUUCAAGCAACAAUCAUUGAUAUCAAUAUUACAACAAGUACCCCUGUUUCCAGGUUCCAUUAUCGUCUAUAAUUAAACAGGUGUUCUAUUACCACUUAGAAUACACUUACACAGAAUACACAUGGUGAGAGACAGUUUUAGAUCUUGCACGUCUCUGAAUAAGGACAGAGAUAUUAAGCCCCUUCCUUAAGGGGAGUUAUAGUGCAGGACUUAAUUUUGUCUGUUUGUAUAUGCUUCUGUAUUAAUAUAUUACAGUGCUGCGGGCCACCCCAUGUGUGCCCUAUUAAGGGUUAAGAAGUGUGUAGGUAUUCAUAAGAAUAUCCCUUGCUGUCUCAUUAAAAAUGUUGCUUUUGAGCUGAAAGCAGCAAGGUGAAUUGUCAGCGAAGGUGUAGGUUUGCCUUGACGUAGCAGGUGAGCUUACACUUUAAUGGCCAUUGAAAUGAUUUGAGAUAGUGUGCAGGUAAUUUUUCUUUUGUGAUCUUUCCGUUGAUGUUACUGUUUUACUCCACGAACAGCUCUAUAGAUGAAUAUGGGAAACUAAAAGUACUGUAAUUGAUUAUAUCAGUGAAAAAUCGAUGCAUUUUCUGCUGCUGAAUUUAAUUUACUAGUAGCACAGUUAGCUGAGUGACUGCAGAUAAACAGUGCAUUCUUGUGGUCAUUUUGUAUA